AUGGCCACUCUCGCAGCCAGCAGUUCCCCCCUCCGUCAACGGCGCUUCGCCCCCCUCAACCAUGCGGAGAACCGCGGAGAUGGCUCCGCACCAGCUCUGAGAGGCAUCGUCUUCGACGUAGACGGCACAUUAUGCCUUCCUCAGAAUUAUAUGUUCUCCGAAAUGCGAGCCGUCCUGGGCAUUGACAAACAAACCGAUAUAUUGCACCACAUCGCCCGCCUCCCCACGCCGGACGCCCGUCUCGAAGCCGCCAACAAAAUCAAGGCCAUCGAGCGCGAGGCCAUGCGCCAUCAGCAACCGCAACCCGGCUUAGUGGAUCUGAUGGAUUAUCUGGAGACGAAGGGGGUGCGGCGGGCGCUUUGUACGCGGAACUUCGAGGCACCCGUGACGAAUCUCCUGCAGAACCAUCUCCCCGCUCAUGUAUUCCUACCGAUCAUCACCCGCGAGACGCCAGGCUUGAUGCCCAAGCCCGAUCCCGCGGGGAUCUUGCAUAUUGCGAGUGAGUGGGGGUUGGAGGGUGGUGGCCAGAAUUUGAUUAUGGUCGGAGAUAGUCUCGAUGAUAUGACGGCCGGUCAUACGGCCGGGGCCGCGACCGUGCUCCUUCUCAAUGACCAUAAUGCUCAUCUGAAAGACCAUGCGCACACGGAUCUCUGCAUUGAGCGGCUAGAUGAGCUGGUUGACAUUCUCGACCGCGGCUUUGUCGGCCACAGGGGUGGGGAUAAACUCCCCACGACCGACGCCUCCAUGCCGGAGGUAUCGGCUCAAUGA
Molecule: messenger RNA, 768 nt
Organism: Aspergillus homomorphus CBS 101889
Lineage: Eukaryota; Fungi; Ascomycota; Eurotiomycetes; Eurotiales; Aspergillaceae
Product: putative haloacid dehalogenase-like hydrolase
Exons: 5
Coding region: 1-768 (255 amino acids)
Source: RefSeq, a predicted model, not a curated record